Messenger RNA from Cyprinodon tularosa, 4532 nucleotides. It is a transcript of the gene lrrc75bb, whose product is annotated as leucine rich repeat containing 75Bb. The transcript is spliced from 4 exons. Lineage: Eukaryota; Metazoa; Chordata; Actinopteri; Cyprinodontiformes; Cyprinodontidae. Bases 59 to 1384 code for a protein of 441 amino acids. The record is from RefSeq and is a predicted model, not a curated record.
CUGAGAAAAGCUCCAGCUCCGAGUGGAGGCAAAGGAUGCCAGAGUGUUCAGGCGAUGCAUGGAGGAAGGAUGCAUGCAGAGAGCGCAAUGUUAUGUGUUGUUGCAUCGCUUUGCAACUUUCAGGAAAACAUCUGCUGCGCGUCCAGCUCCGUCGGUGCAGUUUAGAUGUGAUGUUUUGGCUCCGUGUUGCAAAACCUCUGCUCACUUCCACUGCUGGCGACGCGUCCUCUCAGGAGUGAUGGGCUCCAAGUUCACCCGACAAAGAAGUCUGGAUCUUGAGAGCAAACUGACCAAGAGGAGAAACCAGCGAAAUGAUCAUCCCAGGGAGGACGAGAGAAGUGGCAGCAGGAGCGGCGGAGACUUCUUGUUUACAUCCCUGAUGCUCAAGUCCGACAAGCUGCCGGGGAUGCUGCGGAAAAGCAACCAGAGCCCCUACAUCCAGCGGGUGGCCUGGGUCCGGGAGAUCCAGAAGCUGCUCAGGGAGCAGAAGAUGGAGCAAGCAGGAGAAGUGCUCAAACUACUGAGAAAGGAUUUGGGCCUGCAGGGAACAUCCCUCAAUGACAUUUUGUACAAGAACGCAGCUUUUCUCAACCUUGUGGACCCCAUUUCUCAUGAGCUGCUGCUCAGACUGGCUCGGGACCUGCAGUGCCCAAAAAAGGAAAUGGAGUCACUCAAAUCCACCAACAAGAUCUGCCGGCAGCUGAUUUACCACUUGACCCCUCACUCUAAGUGGACGAAACAGAGCGUGCCCCGAAGGAAAUCCCAAGCCUGUUUGAAGAGCACUUUGAAGAAGCGUCUGUCCGGUGAUGUGUUGAACUUGUCAGGAAUCCCACUGUCUGGACGGGACGUCCACCGAGUGGCUUUCUACCUUCAGACCUGUAAUGAGGCAGUGUCUGCUGUGGACCUGAGCUUCACCGAGCUGCAGGACGACAGCUUACGGCUGCUGCUGCCCUUCUUGAGCUGCAUGUCCAAAUUGACCACACUAGCUGUCAACGGCAACCGCCUGACAGCCGCCAUAGUUAAAGACCUGACGGAGAUGGUCAAGGACCCCAAAAAGUUUCCCUGUCUGGCCUGGAUAGACAUGGGUAACAACUUGGACAUAUUCACUGUCCCACAGCCGUUGCUUGUAGCCCUGCGACGUCGCUUUGGUUUACGCAGCAGCCUUCCCACCAUCUACGAGUACAGCGAGGCACAGGUGUUUGGUAGUUACAAUCCAAACAUGGAGACUUCUGUGGAGGAGCCCAGUUUGUAUGAGGAGGGUGAUGUUGAGGAAGACGAUAGAGUGGAGGAGGAAGAGGAGGAGGACAGACUGGAGCUUCAAGCCUGGGGCUUCAAAGAAGAAAACAUGUCAAAGAAUGUGCCGCUCCACUUCUGUGGGAGGUGAUCGCCCAGGGCGGCUUUCUUUUAGACUGGCAGCUUCUUGUAUCCUCAAGUCUAGCCUUUUCUGUCAGAGUGGCAGGAGAUGCUGACGUUGACCCACACAUUUCUGAAAAUAACUUUAAAAUGAGUAACCAUGUUGUGUGUCCCUGUGGAUGCUCUGGAUACUGCUGACGGCCCUGUGCUUCCACAGGCAGUAAGAAUACAUUUGUAGACUGAUUUAAUCUUUAUUUGUCCAGGGAAAUUUAACGGAACAGGUUUAUUGUUUUUCCAGUACAGCAUGUUUGUUAAAUUGGGAGGUUGCCAACAAAGAUCCUUUAAGUUCUCCAAAACUGUCUUCUGGAGCACUAUGGGAAUUAAGUGCCUUAAACAUGGGCACAUUUGAAACAGCUGAUGGGACCAUUGGCUUACUUUAUUAUGUAGGGCAGAAUCUGUUGAAAUCAAGGAUAUACACCUGAACAAAAAGGACUGUAAAUGUAAUAUUUACAGUAACUUUCAGAUUAAUUAUUAAUUACUUAUUCUUAAUUAUUACAAAAGCUGAGAGUUGGUAUGGUUGCUUGGAAACAUUAAGCAAUUAACAUACCUCAAGACAUUGCCUUUUCAUCUAGAGAUAGCUUGUUUGGUUAGAGUAGAACAGAAACGAAUAGAAUAGAAUCUUGGUUCAUUUUAUUGCAAAAUUAUUAGAUAUGUAUACUAAAGAAAAAAAAACUGUAGAUACAAAAUAAACACUCAUAAUACAAAUAAAUAAUUGGAUCAUUGUAUAACAAAAUAUUACUUAUCUUAGGAUAAAAAGCAAUUGUAAAAAAAACUUUUAAAAAAUUCAAAUUUAAUGGUUGUCGGCUAUGAUCCUCUAAAGUUGUUGGAUGAUAUUUGACACUUUAUUUACAUGAUUUGAUGUUUAAAUGUUUACAUAACUAGUUGUUUUAAAAGCAAAAUAAAAAUGUAGCUGAGUUAUGUCAUGAAACCUGCAGCUGAGCUCUGGAGCAUCCAGGAGACGCUUCAGCAGAUUAAUGAUCCCUCCAAUAUUUUCUUUUAACUUGACUUUAUUGCAGAGAGUAGCAAUGAAGCAAACCUUCUGAGACUAGAUCCCACAGAUGAUGCUUUGACCGAGGAUAUUUGCUAUUAAAGAGAGUUAGCUGUAAACCUGUAUCAGAGGCAUCUUUCGCAGCGCAGAUCUAAGGAAGGGUAGCAGAAUAUUUUUGUAUUUGUUAUAGCUUGAUGUCCAUCUGUUCUUCUCUCUGCCAAGCCCACCUCCUCUGCUGCAGUCAGCACAAUUUCCCUCACCUGUGAUCUGCUCCGUUUAAGUGCUCUCCAGCCUUCAAGUCCCUGUCAGAACAUCAAAAGCUCCUGUCUGUGAGCUUUCAGUGUUUUUUCCUUUGCCCUUGAUUGAUCUCCACAUUACAACUGUGAUCAAUUGCAUUUUUAUUGCUACCGGGGCCAACCUUCUACAAAUUGAAUGGCCAUGAUUACUAAAAUGUCUGUGGCACAAUAGGCAGACCGAGAGUCCCCUCAUUAGUAUGACACUGAAUGUUAAACAUGAGUAUUUCCCUGCCAGAGGAUAGUGGAUUGGUCUGAAUAACAAUUGAUGCUGAUCUGAAAAGAAAAUUCAGAUAUCAGAGAAAAAAAGUGAAUAUCCUAAAGUCACAUUGAUGAAAAUAUAAAUAAUUUCUGUAGAUAUCUAUUUCUACUUGGUCAAAAGUGAAGAUUGUGGAAUGAGUCAAUUUUUUUUUUUUUUUUAAGAUGCAAAGUAUUCUCUGUCACCUUUAGCUUUUUGGUAAAUAUAAAAAGAUAAAAUGUAUUGUUUUUUGUGUGUAUUUAAUUUUUCAGAUAACUUAGAAUUUUAAGGCUAUAUCAAAAAAAUUGACAUUUCAAAAUGUUCUUGUUGUGUUAAAGACAAUUUUUCCUCAGUCUGGCUUUUUCGACACACUUGUCCAACUUGUGAGUUAAUUGGUCAGAUUUUUGUAUUUGUUUUUUACAACACAUUUUUUUGCUCUUGGAAUUUGUUUUUCACCAUGACUCAUUUCAUGUGAAAAAAUAUUUGUUUCCAUUAUUCAGUAGAUAUCUACUUGUAUGCAAGCCAAUAAACCUGAUAACAUCCAUAUAAUUUUAGAUUUCUAUAAAGAUACAUUGAUCGCUGCUAAACAAAGAAUGCAGAGAAAGCCUUGGUCUGAUCCUCACAUUCAGAUCUCACAGAGAGUGUUUGGGUGCAAACCGCUGAUGAACUGAUUACUGCCUCUAUCAGGCCUCGUUAUCCCCCUUCUGUCACAGAUGGUGUGCAGAGCUCCUUUUUUUUGUUCUUAGAAAAUAGGACUAGCCCUAGAUAAUUUGGGCCAAAGAUGGUUUCUUUACAGCUCUAUUUAUGAAUCUGACUGAGGAACAAGACCGAUCCGGAUUUUAGAGUUUAAUCAAUAUAUAAAUGAGUUACAAACAGCUCUGCUUUUUCUUUCUCUGCUGUGUUGUUAGGCUGUUCAGAAAGCUAAAUGUUGUUGCAUGAAAACAGCAUUUCUCUUUCAGCUAUAUAUUUUUAAUAGAUGUUAAUGUUUUGUAUAGUUUUCAAGGCAAUAUGUCUGGCUUGGGGCAGAAGGAAUGUCUACAAGUGAACUAGUUUUUCAAUAAAUUUGACUAUUUUGGCAUAAAUUAAAGAUUUAAGCUUGUGAAUGCAGCUCUACAGCUGCCCACUUUGUAUUCGACAUAGAAACAUCAUAUUGGGGUUCAUUUUAUUUCCUGCUUAUUAUUUUAUGAAAAUCUGUUUCCUUGUUUCAUGAGAACGGAGCACUGACUCUGUGUGUUUGCAUUCGCUUCUAUGAGAGGGUAAUUAGUGUGUCUGUUUAUGUUGUGGACAUGCAAAAUAAAUUGCUACCUUUGAUCGUAGAAAUGAAAUGUUUGCUCAUUUGCACUUUUAAGGACGACCGCGUCCCUGAAUGAAUAAUUUGCUUUUUAUUGUGACUCACCAGUACAAACACAAGCCUUGUGGUUGUAUACAUCCUUUUUUUUUCUUAACUUCUUGGAAUUGCAAGCUAAAUCUACAACUGUCAAAUGCUGUCAUGAUGAAAUAUGUGAAUCUGUUUGGUCUUGGUUUUUGCUUUUCUUGCUAAUUUCUAAGGUGGAAGUAGUGUUUGCUUGCAGCUGCUUUGAAUAAAGAAUAUUUUCCAAGA